This is a messenger RNA of Rhagoletis zephyria (snowberry fruit fly), 1395 nucleotides long. Lineage: Eukaryota; Metazoa; Arthropoda; Insecta; Diptera; Tephritidae. The record is from RefSeq and is a predicted model, not a curated record.
AUGAACUCGCUCGGACACCUCGACAACUCGGACGCUGGUGCCCAUCACGACGUGGUGAUGCUCGGGGCCGGACAACAGCUUCGUUUCGGCGGGGCCAACAACAACAGUGCCCAGGACGGUCACAGCAACAAUAAUAACAACAGCAACAACAACAACGACGACAACGAGAACAACAACGAUGACUCGGAGGACUCUGAGGACGACCAGUCGCGGCCGGGCUGGACGCAGAAGCCCUACAACUGGUUCUACGAGAAGGCCGAGCUGCGGCGGACGCCCUCCAUUCAGGACGGCAUCAGCUACGACCGGGAGCGGCGGUACCGCGCCGAGGGCGCCCGCUUCAUCCUCGACGCGGGCAAUAAGAUGAGCCUGCACUACACCACCUACGCCACCGGGGUGGUCUACUUUCACCGCUUCUACAUGUUCCACUCCUUCCGGGUCUUUCCGCGCUACGUCACCGCCGCCUGCUGUCUCUUCCUGGCGGGAAAGGCGGAGGAGACGCCGAAGAAGUGCAAGGACAUCAUCAAGUGGGCGAAGACGCUGCUCACCGAGAGCCAGUUUGCCACCUUCGGCGAGGAUCCGAAGGAGGAGGUGCUGACGAUGGAACGGAUCAUCCUCCAGACGAUUCGCUUCGACCUGCAGGUGGAGCACCCCUACAAGUUUCUGAUGAGCUACGCGACGCGCUUCAAGGGCAACAAGGAGAAGAUCAACCACAUUCUGCAGAUGGCCUGGACCUUCACCAAUGACAGUCUGAGCACCACCAUCUGCCUGCAGUGGGAGCCGGAGAUUAUCGCCAUCUCGAUGAUCUUCCUCUCCAGCAAGAUCAAGUACGAGAUCACCGACUGGGAGGGGCGGCUGCCCUCGCAGAAGCACUGGUGGGACAUCUACGUGGAGGACCUCACCGUGGAGAUGCUGGAGGACGUCUGCCACCAGGUGCUGGACAUCUACUCGAAGCCGCGCAAUGAGGCGCCGAAGGACUCGCCGCCGAUGAGUCCGCUCUCCAAGCGGCCCGCUCCGGGACCAGCAAUUUCUAUUUGGUAUCGCUUCCUCGAUCGCUCCUUUGGCGUCAAGAAGUUUCUCCUCAAGCCCUGGCAGAAGGUCAUUGCUGAUCAGACCAUCUUCAGUCCGCAGAUCAAUCUGCUGGCUAUUCCAGUGCUCGGGCUGCUCAACAGCAACAGUCUGGAGCAGAUGAAGGACAAUGUGCGGAACAACUACGUGGACAUUAUGAUUGCCAACUACAAAAUAUGGCCAGCCGUGCAGAUGGUCAACUUCUAUUUGGUGCCGCUGAAUUACCGCGUCGUAUUUGCGUCCUUCUUCUCGCUCAUCUGGAACACGUACUACACCUGGAAAAUGGGCGAAAAGACGACAGCUGCGGCAGCGAUGACAAAAGAAAAUUAA